This is a messenger RNA of Mya arenaria, 1431 nucleotides long. RefSeq lists its product as uncharacterized. The transcript is spliced from 4 exons. The record is from RefSeq and is a predicted model, not a curated record. NCBI's taxonomy places the organism in Eukaryota, Metazoa, Mollusca, Bivalvia, Myida, Myidae. Bases 44 to 412 code for a protein of 122 amino acids.
ACAGCUUUUGGAAUUGACAAGGACUACGAACGAAAGCACAGAGAUGAAAUCCCAGCAUGCAUUCAAUGUGUACCUAUUAUUGACCACGUGCCUGUUACUUGACGUUGCUCACAGUGCCCCAUCACAUUGCAAAUGCUCAGAAUACGUGCAGGAUAUUCACAUAGCGACGUCGGAACGCAGACUGAUACUAAGAAAGAAACCAUGCCUUCUCGGGAGGUCGUCCUGUCAUCAAUUGCGCAUGUGUGUACCUUGGUCAACCGACCAAACAGCGAUGGAGAAUUUGGAAUGCUGCUGUCAAACACGGCCUGGACAUUUUUUUACACGUAGCGUUGACAUGUUCGACGGAGAUGACACCAUCUACUUCAAUAAAGUUCAGAAAUGCCAACCAGUUGACUGUCGAAAAUUGUUAUAGGAAUAUUUUAUUUUUCUUAGAAAUUAAAUAACGAAUGACCACAAACGCUUGCCAAUAAAAAGACAUAAAUGUACAGUUGUGUAUUGAAUGUGCCAAAUCAUUACUGAUCAUCGAUGCAAAUUGAUUUGUAAUUGUCAUAUUACCUCCCUUGAAAUUGAAAUUAUUCCGUGUUACUGUUUAUUGUUAAUGUUCUGUUUUAUCACAAACGAGUAUUUGUACAGACUGAAUACAAUACUACUUAUUUCAUAAUGCCUUUAUGAUAUAUAAUCUAACCGGCUUGGAACAAAACAAUGCUUAACACUUACUGGAUACUUUCUAUGUGGAUAUUUGGACUUCGAUUUCGUAAAACGUUUAACAGAGAUACUGUUGGCAGUACUUGAGAUUUUUUCACAGCACUUGCAAUGUCUCUCAACUAGAGCUAAAAUAAGUAUCUUAAUUUACGGAAUAAAGUAAAAUUUUCAAUAACUAAUUCUUCUUUGUGUUUAUAAUACUUUAAGAUGGGUUGGUGUCCUACAACUACUCUGAUAACUGUCAAAUUAUCAUUAUUAUUUAAAAUCUAUUGUAUGCACAUUUUAAAUUUGCAAAAACAUGUUUAGUUUCCAUCAAUCUAAUGUUAAAACCAGAAAGCAUUAUGUGACUAUUUGUGUGUGUGUGUGUGUGUGUGUGUGUGUGUGUUUUGACAUUGUUCAUCAUAUUUAUUUAUACAUAGAAUAUAUUUUUAUAGCAUGUAUUACAAUUUACAUUUCUCUGCUAAAUAUUGACGUACUGGGGUUGUUGUGAUUUCAGGCAUUUUUUAUGUUGAUCAUAACUAUUUUAGAUUCGAAAAAUAAAUUCAAAGAAUAGUCGUUUAAAUGUUAUACUUUUAUCUUCGUUUUGUAAAUGGUUCAAGUCUUUCCGGAGUAAAGUUGGUAUCUUUUCUUAUAUUAAAGCAUAUUGGUAUUAUAUUCCCUUGUACAAAAGGAAAGGUGACAUUAACUAACGUCUCAAGUAAGGAGCUUUGACUCUUUGUUUGUUUUUCA